This is a messenger RNA of Frieseomelitta varia, 1160 nucleotides long. Its product is annotated as testis-specific serine/threonine-protein kinase 4-like. Gene Ontology annotation, molecular function: tau-protein kinase activity; protein serine/threonine kinase activity; ATP binding. The record is from RefSeq and is a predicted model, not a curated record. Lineage: Eukaryota; Metazoa; Arthropoda; Insecta; Hymenoptera; Apidae. The transcript is spliced from 6 exons. Bases 1 to 1116 code for a protein of 371 amino acids. Gene Ontology annotation, biological process: microtubule cytoskeleton organization; intracellular signal transduction; protein phosphorylation. Gene Ontology annotation, cellular component: cytoplasm.
AUGGCAACUGCAUCAAUGACAGAUAAAUACUCCAAUACUCCGAAAGCCUUGUUAAAAACCCCGGAUGAUAAAAAUGACGAAAAAUCAGGAAAGAAGUUAACCAUUCUUGAAUCACAUGGGUACACUAUUGGUAAAACAAUAGGUGCUGGUUCAUAUGCCACUGUAAAAAUUGCCAAAUCUGAUCGGCACGAUUGUCAAGUAGCAGUAAAAAUUGUUUCAAAGUUUCAAGCACCUGGUGAUUAUUUAAAAAAAUUUUUGCCUCGCGAAAUAGAAGUUGUUAAAGGUUUAAAACAUCCAAAUCUAAUUCGUUUUCUCCAAGCAAUCGAAACAACCCAUCGCGUUUACAUAAUUAUGGAAUAUGCUCAAUGCGGUAGUUUGUUAGAUAUGAUAAGGCGCCAUACCUUUAUUGAUGAAUUUCGUAGUCGCCGAUGGUUUCGACAAUUAUUAGACGCUAUCGCCUAUUGUCAUGAACGUGGUGUGGUACACAGAGACAUCAAAUGCGAAAAUCUUUUGAUGGAUCGGAAUUUAAAUAUCAAAUUAUCCGAUUUUGGAUUCGCACGUGGGCAAAUGAAACCGAAAAACGGUAUAGCUCCGUUGAGUGAAACUUUUUGCGGUAGUUAUGCUUAUGCGUCGCCAGAAAUAUUGAAAGGUGUUGCAUAUUUACCUCAACUGUCUGAUAUAUGGUCCAUGGGUGUAGUACUUUAUGCAAUGGUUUGUGGUCGACUACCUUUUGACGAUACAAAUUACAGUCAACUUCUAAAGCAAGUGCAAAACAAAGUUAUAUUUCCUAAAGAACCAAACGUGUCUCGAGCUUGUCGUUCACUUAUUUCACGAAUACUUGUACCGCAACGGAUACGAUUGGAUAUUGAUCAUAUAAGAAAUGAUGUUUGGCUUUCUAUGUCUCUUAUUGAAGCUCAGACUUCUACCACUGAUAUUUUAAAGGAUAUAUCUGUAGUACGAAAUGUUAGAAAGACAGCGUUGGAACGUUCCAGUGUAACGUUCAAAGGCACAAAAAAACAUUCAACUGAUAUUGGAGUGGAAAUUAUUGAUGUUCGGUCGUCUGAUUUGAACAUUUCAGAUGAAAAUAACAAUCGAUACCGCCGAAAUUUGAAAUAAAUUUGAAAAUAAAUCUCUUAACAAUAUUUUCUUAAUUUUUCGUA